Messenger RNA from Monopterus albus (swamp eel), 691 nucleotides. RefSeq names its product peroxidasin (gene pxdn). Lineage: Eukaryota; Metazoa; Chordata; Actinopteri; Synbranchiformes; Synbranchidae. Bases 89 to 679 code for a protein of 196 amino acids. Gene Ontology annotation, molecular function: protein binding. The transcript is spliced from 3 exons. The record is from RefSeq and is a predicted model, not a curated record.
UACAACAAAUUGGAAAUGGAGCACUAUGUUUAUAGACUGGCAAAUUAUGCGACUGGGGGAGGGUGGGGCAUGACGUUUGCUAUUUCAAAUGACUUUCAGGCACAAAUCGAAUAAGCUACCAAAAGUCUGGUUAACCAUAAAUCCGUUUCUUACCGGCCUCUCACUGAAUGAUAUUAACUUGUUAACUAUGUUACUCAUAAAGCUCUUCCACUCCGCUGUCUGCUGGACGUCCCUGUCUGAGAUUGUAACACACUGCCCCACUUCUUUCUCCUUUUGUGUGUGCGCGUGUGUGCGUGUGCAUGAGGGGCGGCUGGCGCUCUGUGCUCUGCUCGGCUCAUUGCUAGCAAUGGCGCUGCGGGCUGGCCAGCUCUUUUCUCCGUGUCUACUCGCGGUGGCUCUGUUAUUGCUUGCUAGCGGACCACAGCUUGCACUUUGUUGUCCGAGUCGCUGUUUGUGCUUCCGAACCACCGUGAGAUGUAUGCAUCUAAACCUGGAAACAGUACCGGCGGUGUCGCCACAGACGACCAUUCUAGACCUGAGGUUCAACAAAAUCAAGGAUUUACAGCCGGGUUCCUUCCGACGACUAACAAACCUCAACACACUCCUUCUCAACAACAAUCAUAUACGCAGCAUCCCCAGGGAAGCAUUCGAAGACCUGGAAAACCUCAAAUAUCUGUGAGUUGCACUCGUG